AUGAGAGAGGCUACAGCAAAAUACUCUGAUGUGCUCUUGAUGGACACUACCCAUCAAAUCAGCGACAACAAUAUGCCGCUAGUUGUUCUAGAGGUUGUCGAUUGUUAUGGGGCAGGCCGAAUUGCAGGCUCUGCCUUAGUUCUUUCUGAGACCACAGAGGUGUUUUCUACUGUGUUGGGUGCUCUUAAAGAAGGAUGCUCAGACUUCCUUGAGAAGAUCCAAACUGUGUUCAUUGACAAACAUCCAGGAGAAAUUGUUGCUAUUAGAGAUGUUUUGCCAAAUGCAGAGAUCCAUCUAUGUGAUUUUCAUGUGAAAGAUGCCAUGAUAACCAAGAAAACACUUAGGCAACACACGGAUCAGUGGUAUAUUGUUGAGCCACUUCUCAAGAAGUUAAUCUAUGCCUUCUCGUUAGAGGAAUAUGGUAGUGUGUAUGUGGAAUUGGAGAAUACUGUAGGGCCUAAGAGUACGUUCAUGGAGUCGUUCAACAAAUAUUGGCAUAACAUUGAUUUGGUUUGGACAGAGUAUAAAAGGAACAAGGCACUUACUUUAGGAGAAAGGACAACAAGCAGAGUGGAGAGCCACAAUGCCAAAAUUAAGAAAGUUAUCUCUGAAAAGCUACCUGUUGCCCUUGUUAUCAUGAAACUACGGAUGCUUAACCACAGGUCCAAUGUAGAAUGGGAACAUAAGCACUUCAACCAGCAGUUGAAGUUGCACUAUCCCAAAUAUUCCAAAGAUCCGAUUAUACAGUGCAUCCAGAAAGGGAAUACUCCUUUUGUAGCUGAUCAGCUUCAAAGGCAGUAUGAAAGAAGUCUGCAAGAGCCAACAAGUUCUGUACAUGAAGUUACAAUUGAUAGCUGUGAUUGUGCAUUGUUUGUCAAGUUUAAACUUCCAUGCAGCCACAUAUUCAGGCAGCGAAGAACAGAUGGUAUUCAAAUUUAUGACCAAUCGUUGGUACCUGAAAGGUGGACAGCUUUACUCCAAAGCUCAGACAAUAAUGAUGGAAAACAGUCCUAUUUUUGUGUUGGAGCUCUGUCUUCUUCUGUUAAGGUAUCCAAAAACUCCAAACCACCUACAUCAGUUGAUCGGUUCAAUGCAGUUGACAAACUAUGCAAACGCAUAUCUUGUCUAGUAGCUAAUUUUGCUGGCCAUCAAUUUGAUUGUGCUGUAAAAGCACUUCUUAAUGUGGAAGACCUCCUUAAAUCUGGAAAAGAGGUUGCUGUUGUUGGGUUAGAUGCUGGUAGUGGUCCAUCCAACAUACCUAUUGUUUUAGAGAUUGUAGACAAUGAGCCACUUAUUACUUCAGAUCAUUUAGGCAUUAAUACUGAUGAAAUAAAUUCAGCACGACUUGAAGAAGUCCCUACUGUUGCCAAUGAGAAUACCGUACAACUUGAGACAGUGCCUCGCACAGUUUCAGUGCCUGAAAUACGGAAACUAGAAGCAGUACCUGUGCCAGAUAUCAGAUGCAUUGCAUGCCUAAAUAAUGACACACCAAGUGGUGCACAUAAGUGUGACACUUGUGGGAAAUCUGUCCAUGCCUUUGAUGAUAGUGACUGUUGCUCUAUCAGAGUUGGGCAAUCUGAGGGCUACGGGAGUAAUGGAAGCAGGCGAUGCCUCAAAUGUGCUGGAGGUAUCUGA
Frankliniella occidentalis (western flower thrips) is the source of this 1635-nucleotide messenger RNA. RefSeq lists its product as uncharacterized. The record is from RefSeq and is a predicted model, not a curated record. The transcript is spliced from 4 exons. NCBI's taxonomy places the organism in Eukaryota, Metazoa, Arthropoda, Insecta, Thysanoptera, Thripidae. The coding region runs from base 1 to 1635 and encodes 544 amino acids.